AUGAGUGGAGCUGUUAUCGUUGCUGUUGCCGCUGCUAUUGGAAAUUUAUUGCAAGGAUGGGAUAAUGCAACUAUUGCAGGGUCUAUUUUAUACAUAAAGAGGGAAUUUCAAUUAGAAAGUGAACCCACAGUUGAAGGUCUAAUUGUAGCUAUGUCACUUAUUGGAGCCACCGUGGUUACUACAUGCUCUGGAGCCCUAUCAGACUUGUUUGGACGACGCCCUAUGCUGAUUAUCUCUUCCCUCCUUUAUUUUGUUAGUUCUCUUGUCAUGUUUUGGUCACCAAAUGUUUAUAUACUACUAUUUGCAAGACUUUUAGAUGGCUUGGGAAUUGGUUUGGCAGUUACCUUGGUACCUCUUUAUAUAUCUGAGAUAGCUCCUCCUGAGAUUAGGGGAUCACUUAAUACACUUCCACAAUUCACUGGUUCUGCUGGUAUGUUUUUAUCUUACUGUAUGGUGUUUGGGAUGUCACUAACCAAGACACCAAGCUGGAGACUCAUGUUGGGUAUUCUUUCAAUCCCCUCUCUUAUUUAUUUUGCACUAACACUAUUGUUAUUGCCGGAGUCUCCAAGAUGGCUUGUUAGUAAAGGUCGAAUGCUUGAGGCUAAACAAGUUUUACAAGGCCUUCGUGGAUGCGAAGAUGUUGCUGGUGAGAUGGCUUUACUGGUUGAGGGUCUUGGAGUCGGGGGUGAUACAUCCAUAGAAGAGUACAUGAUAGGUCCAGCUAAUGAAUUAGCUGAUGAAGAGGAUCCAUCUAUAAGUAAAGAUCAUGUAAAAUUGUAUGGGACUGAACAUGGCCAAUCUUGGGUUGCUAGACCUGUCACCGGACAAAGUUCUGUUGGCCUUAUAUCUAGGAAAGGAAGCAUGGCAAAUCCGAGUGGUCUAGUGGACCCUUUGGUGACCUUAUUUGGUAGUGUCCACGAGAAGGUCCCGGAAACAAGAAUGGGAAGCACUCUUUUUCCACACUUUGGAAGCAUGUUCAGUAUUGGCGGAAAUAAUCAACCAAGAAAUGAAGAUUGGGAUGAAGAAAGCCUUGCUAGAGAGGGUGAUGACUAUAUUUCUGAUGCUGCUGCCGGUGAUUCUGAUGACAAUUUGCACAGUCCAUUAAUUUCACGUCAAACAACUAGUAUGGAUAAGGACAUGCCUCCUCCUGCUGCCCAAGGCAGUCUUUCAAACAUAAGACAGAGUAGUCUUUUACAAGCUGGGAAUGCUACAGGAGAACCUGUUGGGAGUACUGGAAUUGGUGGUGGUUGGCAGUUAGCUUGGAAAUGGUCUGAACAAGAGGGCCCAGAUGGAAAGAAGGAAGGUGGUUUCAAGAGAAUAUAUUUACACCAAGAAGGUGGUUCUGGAUCUAGACGCGGAUCUGUUGUUUCACUUGGUGGUGGUGGUGGUGUUGAUAUGCCAACAAAUAAUGGUGAGGCUGUACAAGCUGCUGCUCUUGUGAAUCAACAUCCAGUUGGACCCAUUAUGGUUCAUCCAUCUGAAACAGCUGCAAAAGGGCCAAGUUGGAAUGAUCUUUUUGAACCGGGGGUGAAGCAUGCAUUGUUUGUAGGGGUGGGACUUCAAAUUCUUCAGCAGUUUUCUGGUAUAAAUGGAGUCCUCUACUAUACACCACAAAUUCUAGAACAGGCAGGUGUUGGUUUUCUUCUUUCAAACUUGGGUCUUAGUUCUACUUCAUCAUCUUUUCUAAUCAGUGCAGUGACAACCUUGUUGAUGCUUCCUAGUAUAGCUAUUGCCAUGAGACUCAUGGAUAUUUCUGGUAGAAGGACCUUACUACUCACUACAAUCCCUAUCUUGAUAGUAUCUCUUAUCAUAUUAGUCCUAGGGAGUCUUGUGGAUUUGGGCAGUACUGCAAAUGCAUCAAUCUCAACCACUAGUGUUAUUGUCUAUUUCUGUUUCUUUGUCAUGGGAUUUGGGCCAAUUCCCAAUAUACUUUGUGCUGAGAUCUUCCCAACCCGAGUUCGUGGUCUCUGCAUUGCCAUAUGUGCUCUUACAUUUUGGAUAUGCGACAUCAUUGUCACCUAUUCACUCCCAGUUAUGUUGAAUUCUAUGGGUCUUGGUGGUGUUUUUGGUUUGUAUGCAAUUGUGUGUUUCAUAGCUUGGGUGUUUGUCUUCUUGAAAGUUCCAGAAACCAAAGGCAUGCCACUUGAAGUGAUCAUUGAGUUCUUCUCCGUUGGAGCAAAACAAGUUGACGCUACUAAAAACAAUUAAUUGAAGGGUAUGGCAAAUUGAAAAAAAAAUUAUGGUACCUUUCAAUUGUUUUCAAUCUAUAAUUUUGUUUAAUUUUUUUCUCUCUUUUUGAUUUAUCUUUGCUGUUAAUCUAUCUUUUUGGUGGGUUGAGAUUGAAGCAUGAAACUCUGUUUAUGUAAAAAAAAAAAAGGUUAAUUUUUCUAGUUCAUUUAUGGGAAUAUAGUUAUUAUUAUUAUUCAAAGGUGAAAUUGUUAUAUGAUCUGAUUUUAUUGAGGUGAAUUGACCUGCUUCAUUUACAGAAUAGAUAACA
This is a messenger RNA of Trifolium pratense (red clover), 2497 nucleotides long. RefSeq names its product monosaccharide-sensing protein 2. The transcript has 5 exons. Gene Ontology annotation, molecular function: myo-inositol:proton symporter activity. Lineage: Eukaryota; Viridiplantae; Streptophyta; Magnoliopsida; Fabales; Fabaceae. Gene Ontology annotation, cellular component: membrane. Gene Ontology annotation, biological process: transmembrane transport. The record is from RefSeq and is a predicted model, not a curated record. The coding region runs from base 1 to 2208 and encodes 735 amino acids.